AUGGCGGAUCGGAUGACGCAGCUGCAGGAUGCGGUGAAUUCGCUGGCGGAUCAGUUCUGUAAUGCCAUCGGGGUGCUGCAGCAGUGCGGCCCGCCCGCCUCCUUCAGCAACAUCCAGACGGCUAUCAACAAGGAUCAGCCCGCGAACCCCACGGAAG
Acanthisitta chloris (rifleman) is the source of this 157-nucleotide messenger RNA. Its product is annotated as mediator of RNA polymerase II transcription subunit 21. Gene Ontology annotation, cellular component: mediator complex. The transcript has 2 exons. Lineage: Eukaryota; Metazoa; Chordata; Aves; Passeriformes; Acanthisittidae. The annotation marks the transcript as partial. Gene Ontology annotation, biological process: regulation of transcription by RNA polymerase II. Gene Ontology annotation, molecular function: transcription coregulator activity. The record is from RefSeq and is a predicted model, not a curated record.